UGACAACCACGUUAAUAUAUAUAGGUUAGUCACUUAGAUGACAGAGAAACAAUGUCAGUGCUGUUAUGUCCAGGAAAACUAUGAAUACGAUUUGUUUUUCUCCUUUCAUCUUUCUGUAUUUUCUGCGGGAAUCGGAUAGCACAGGUACCUGUACUUCGGAUACUUUACCAGUUGUUCGAAUGUGUAUGGGUGGAGCAGCUAUAGGUCAAUCAAUAUUGAUGGAUUUCACGGAUGCAGAUUUAUAUAACUUCCCUACAUGUGCGUGUGACGUAAUAAUUAACGGUGGAAAUGCUCUGUCCUUUAGCCAGAUAUACGCUCCAGGAUACAUACAGUGUGGAACUUCUAUUACUAUAAAGGAUAACACUGGAGAUAUACGUUAUAUUGUGAAUUGUUCAGGACAGACAAUGAUAAACAACUUAAAAAAAGGGGAUAAUAUCGAAGUCAUCCUGAAGCGGCAUUUUAAUGAUGCUGAUGCCAAAUACUGCUAUCGAUUAGAUAUCUCUGGAACCCAAUCCCCCUCGAUCCAGGUGAGCUGUCAGAAGCAUACAACAUCCACAACAACUACCACAACCACUACAACCACCGUCCCCACCACUGACAGCAAACUAACAACCGGGGUAACUUCAUCAGAAUAUAACAUUUCUGAUAAUACCUCCGCAUACAGACAUAACCAAGAUAUGUUACACGAGAACUGUCAACAAACAACAGUGGUUGUAUUGGCGUCUUUAUUUGGAGUGUGUUUGAUUUACUGUGUUGCCAUUACCAUAUAUAUCAUAAGAAGGGGAAAACCAAAACCUGCUAUAGACGGAUGUUCAGACAGAGGUCAGGAUGGUGACGACAUAUAUGAAGAAAUUCGACCAACAUAUAUAUCACCGAAUAAUAUUCCUAUUUAUAAUCCUUCAACGCGGCCAUUACCAAACCCAAACAACAGUCAGACAAAAUUAAGAAAAACGCCUCUUCCGUCACAUACGAAUAAUACGUAUGAACGAACGGAAGAAAAAAUUGGACAGACUAUUUACGUUAAUCACAGAUUUUAGUACCACAUUAACGAAUGCUCAAUUAUUUGCUGAGCACUUCAUUGAAAUUACAACAUUCAGGCAGAUGAUAUAACGUCCCAGUUUUAUACGUUACGUGUAUUGUUUUCUUUGUAUUGUAAACUUACAGUUUAGGUAUGAUAAAGAGAAAGAGGAUGUUGAAAUUCUUUUUGAUCAUACAGUAGAAGAAAUGGUGUUGCCACUCGUUUGGUUCACUUGCAAUCAUGAAGUUUAGAGUACUUUUAAUCUAUUUAAGAACAUUUUAGACACUCCCAGGACACUGGUCUGUCAGAUUUUAAAAUGUGUUAGGCCUUUAAAUGACAUUUCCCCAUACCUUAUUGAACCGAAACUAUCUGUAAAACGGUCUUUUUAUGUAUAUGCUACAUUCUAAUAUGACGUGCUUCUUUCGCUUUGUAAACAACACUGUGAUAAAAUUCUCGAUAUAUCUAUACUUAGCGCAGACUCCGUGGUGUACAUAAUACUGGCUGUUACAA
Messenger RNA from Mytilus trossulus (common blue mussel), 1528 nucleotides. RefSeq lists its product as uncharacterized. The record is from RefSeq and is a predicted model, not a curated record. The coding region runs from base 66 to 1037 and encodes 323 amino acids. The transcript is spliced from 6 exons. Lineage: Eukaryota; Metazoa; Mollusca; Bivalvia; Mytilida; Mytilidae.